AUGUCUCUUCCAACUCGAUCCCUUGGCCGCAAUGGUCCGCAAGUCCCCGCAGUUGGCCUCGGACUUAUGAGCCUUGGCAGCAUUUAUGGACAUGCUGGUUCCCUUGAAGAUAAGGUAGCCUUCCUCGAACAUGCCCAUUCGAUCGGUGCCCGAUUUUGGGACACUGCCGACCUGUACUUUGACAGUGAAGAUGCAGUGGGUGAAUGGGUCAAGAGAUCCGGAAACCGCAAUGAUAUCUUCUUGGCUAGCAAAUUUGGAAUUCAAUAUGACGCGGCUAGACAUGUUCAAACACUCCGGUCUGAUCCCGAGUAUGUCAAGGCUGCGUGUGAGAAGAGUUUGAAGAAACUCGCCGUUGAGACCAUUGAUCUUUACUACUGUCACCGCGUCGAUGGUGUGACCCCUAUUGAGAAGACUAUCGAAGCUAUGGUCGAGCUGAAGAACCAAGGCAAGAUCAAGUAUCUCGGACUAUCUGAAUGCUCUGCUUCAACCCUGCGCCGUGCCCAUGCCAUCCACCCCAUCGCGGCCUACCAGGUGGAAUACAGUGCCUUCGCUAUGGAAGUUGAAACGUCCACUGAUAUUCUGGCUACCUGCCGAGAACUUGGCAUCGCUAUCAUUGCAUACAGCCCCGUCGGCCGAGGCAUUCUAACGGGACAGAUCAAAUCCUUCUCCGACAUUCCCGAGACUGAUUUCCGCCGUGCGUUGCCCAAGUACGCAGAUGAGAAUUUCCCGAAGAUUCAGGAAUUGGUUCGGGGAGUCGAAGAUAUUGCCAAUAAUCAUGGCAGCACUGCUGCCCAAGUCGCCAUUGCAUGGCUUCUUGCUCAAGGUUCAGAUAUCAUUCCUAUUCCUGGAACUAAGUCGAUCAAAUACCUUGAUGAGAAUACCCGCUCUGUCUCGCUGCAAUUACCCGAUGUGGAGCUGAAAGAGAUUCGGGCAUUGAUCGCACGGACUGAAGUCUCUGGCACCCGGUAUCCCACGAUGAUGAUGGACAGUAUUUUCGGUGACACUCCACCAUUGUAG
This is a messenger RNA of Penicillium paradoxum, 1017 nucleotides long. RefSeq names its product Aldo/keto reductase. Gene Ontology annotation, cellular component: cytoplasm. The record is from RefSeq and is a predicted model, not a curated record. The transcript has 3 exons. Lineage: Eukaryota; Fungi; Ascomycota; Eurotiomycetes; Eurotiales; Aspergillaceae. Bases 1 to 1017 code for a protein of 338 amino acids.